AUGGAGGAUGGGUCUCCACUUCCUCUCACGGACAAUGAAGCCACAACCUCUCAGAUGGAGGUGCUGCCAUCUUACACUGAUUGCCUUUUUGUGACCGAAUACUUCACCCGAACGCCUCGGAAACUGAACUCGUUCAACUCGUUCGCCAGCGUGGAACUGUUUCACUUCAAUGUGCCUGACGACACCAUGAUGGCCGUAUGGAACCUCAUCACCUUCAAGGAGCAGGGGGGCACGUUCGGAGACAGCUGCCCCAACCGCAACGUGACCGUGUACUUCAGGUCCGGCGCUCCGCCAGUAAUCAACCCCCUGUACACCAGCUUCCCACGGGACACGGUCGUCCCAGGGUCCUUCGCUGUGACUCUGACCUGGACCCUCCCGAACCGCACCACCGGAGCGUUCAACGUGACCAGCCCGCUCCCCGGGGACUGGUUCCUAGCAGCGCAUUUACCCAAGGAUGAAGGCAAGAUCUCAGUCAAGGGGCUCUCUGAAGAAUGCCAGUAUCUGUUCCAGCCUCAGCUCAUCGUCCAGAGGCUGAUCGGGAUUUCAGUUCUCUAUCCAGGAUACUUCAUCGACCAGAUGAUCCCCAUCCACAACAGAUCUGUUCUUUAUAAAGUAUUCAUCCCCAAUUAUACAUCGAAGGUGAAGGUUCAGCUGGUAAACUGCAGCACCAGGAACAGGAGCAGCGACAGUUGUCCCGUGGUGCUGAAGAUAAGAGCCCGGGCGCCGCCGGUUCAUAACUCAAGUGCCCUCGACUGCCGGGAGUGGAACCCGUGUGAAUUAGACACGCUGGAUCCUUCCUGGGAACAGUGGUACUACAUCCUGGUGGAGAGAUACCUGAGCAACUCUGACGUCUACUUCCGCAUCGGGGUGCAGGUCACAGAUUGCUCCAAGCCCAAUUUGUCCAAGGACCGAGCUCAGCCCGGCUCCUCCAUGAACAUGCCGCAGUCCUUCGGAGUCGCGAUGGCCUGCAGCAGAACGCCAGUCACCUGCACACCUCGGAGGACAGCAUCGUGUACCUCGCCCCCACAGCCGACACCACAGUGCUGGCCCAUCCGCCCGACCCUGCGCAACGAGCUGGACACCUUCUCCGUGCACUUCUACGUCUUCUUCGGGCCAAAUAUAUCGGUCCCGCCCGACCGGGCCGCCGUGUUCGCCAUCAACCUGAUGCCGGUGCUAGACAGUGGAGGAGUCCUCAACAUGGAGCUCAAGCUCAACGUGACUGCGCUGAGAGGAGCUAAUGUCACGGUGUUCGGCUGCUUGAAUCACGGGACGCCUCUCUUCUUACGAGGCAACUCAUCACUGAAAUGUGAAUCAGAAUCGGUGUCCGGGUUCUUCCUCUCUGUGAACGCCUCUGCUAACAUCACCAAGCUGAGGAUUCCCUACCCACAGACCGGAACCUGGUACCUCAGCCUGCGCUCUCUAUGCGGCACUGAACACGGAUUUGAGGCGUGCACCAAUGUUACAUCCGAGGUGUACAUGCGCUCGUACCUGACUCCCUGCAUCAACGACUGUGGCACGUACGGACAGUGCAAACUGCUGCGCACCAACAACUACCUUUACGCUGCAUGUGAAUGCAAAGCAGGUUGGGAAGGCUGGGGCUGCACAGACAACUCGGAGGCUUACUCCUACAGUUUCCAGCUCCUCUCCACGCUGCUGCUCUGUCUCAGUAACCUGAUGUUCGUCCCGCCCGUGGCCAUCGCCAUCCGGAGCCACUACCUGCUGGAGGCCUCCGUCUACAUCUUCACCAUGUUCUUCUCCACAUUCUACCACGCCUGUGACCAGCCGGGCAUCGUGGUGUUCUGCAUCAUGGAGUACGACGUGCUGCAGUUCUGUGAUUUCCUCGGCUCGCUCAUGUCGGUGUGGGUCACCGUCAUCGCCAUGGCGAGGCUGAAGUCCAUCAUUAAACAGGUGCUGUAUCUGCUGGGGGCGAUGUCCCUGUCCAUGGCGCUGCAGCUGGACCGUCAUGGUCUGUGGAACCUGCUGGGACCCAGCCUGUUUGCUCUGGGCAUCAUGGCCGUGGCGUGGACCGUGCGCACCGUCCGUCGGCGGCGCUGCUACCCCCCCACCUGGAAGCGCUGGGCCUUCUUCCUCUUCCCGGGCACCAUGAUCGCCACGUCCGCCGUGGCCCUCUACGCCUUCGUGGAGACGGAGGAGAACUACUUCUACAUCCACAGCAUCUGGCACAUGCUGAUCGCCGGGAGCGUGGGCUUCCUCCUGCCCCCCCGCGCCAAGACCGACGCCAAGGCGACCCCGCUGAAGCGCAGGCGGGGCUGCGGCUAUCAGCUCUGUGUGAACGAGCACGAGGAGCUGGGCCUGGUGGACCCGGCCAUCAUCUCCAUCAACAGCAUCUGCACCAGCUGA
Pleuronectes platessa (European plaice) is the source of this 2361-nucleotide messenger RNA. It is a transcript of the gene tmem8b, whose product is annotated as transmembrane protein 8B. NCBI's taxonomy places the organism in Eukaryota, Metazoa, Chordata, Actinopteri, Pleuronectiformes, Pleuronectidae. Gene Ontology annotation, cellular component: plasma membrane. The record is from RefSeq and is a predicted model, not a curated record.